Messenger RNA from Schistocerca serialis cubense, 603 nucleotides. RefSeq lists its product as uncharacterized. The transcript has a single exon. The coding region runs from base 1 to 603 and encodes 200 amino acids. Lineage: Eukaryota; Metazoa; Arthropoda; Insecta; Orthoptera; Acrididae. The record is from RefSeq and is a predicted model, not a curated record.
AUGCCUAAAAGGCGACAGGCCAAUUUUAACAAGCUUUUUAAAAUAAGGCCUCUAGUUGAAAUGUUCAAUAAAAGGUUUGCACAAUGCUAUCAGCCUCAUCAAAAAGUAGCAAUUAAUGAGUCAAUGGUGAACUUUAAAGGCAAAAGCUCAAUGAAGCAUUACAUGAGGGACAAGCUUCUGAAAAGAGGCUAUAAAAUAUGGACGCUGUGUCAUGAAUCUGCAUAUAAUAUGAAGUUACAAAUUUAUACUGGAAGAUUAGCUACAGAGAAGUCUGAACUGGGACUGGGUGCACAGGUAGUAACAGAUUUAUGUGAAGAACUUUAUAGCAAAAAUCAUAUUGUUUUCAUGGAUAAUUUCUUCACAUCUUAUAAUCUUUUUGUCCUACUACAGGCCCAGAAAACAUUUGCAGUUGGGACUGUGAACCCUACACGUAAAUUCCUCCCAAAACUGAAGGAAGAUAAAAAGAUGAAACGAGGGGACUUUGACACCAAAGUCAGCAAUCAUGAUGUAGCAUUUUAUAAGUGGAUGGACAAACGAGCUGUGAAUUUGAUCUCUACUAUGCAUGAUCCUAGUAACACCACAAGUGUAAAUAGGCAUGUGUAG